Schistosoma bovis is the source of this 1461-nucleotide messenger RNA. Lineage: Eukaryota; Metazoa; Platyhelminthes; Trematoda; Strigeidida; Schistosomatidae. The record is from the annotation of a GenBank genome assembly.
CAGGUGAAACGUUGGAUUUACUUCAAAUUCUUUCGCUGAGACUUUACAAAUACAUUCUUCUUCUGUAAUGUCUCACAUUAACUCGGCGUCCAAAUACUGUGAAACUCUGAUCAGAUUAUUCUAUCUUCUUAUUGGUUAUUUAUAAAAUGAAGUAUUUUUAUUUACUACUUCGAAAUUCAUGGUCAUUUUGAUUGAAUAUGUAUAGCAGUAAGCGUAGAGAGAGAGAGAGGGUAAAUAAAUUUUUGUUGUCCACGCCGUCGAAGAUUUACUCUCUAAUUAGAUAUUAGUUAAGUUAGAUAAAUUUUAAUUCUAAAGGCACGUUCCACUACACCAGUUAUAUUUAAAGGGUAAGUUGUGUAAAAUCUAUACACUUUCUCGUUUGUGUUGUUCGGUCACAUUUGGGGUUUCUUCGUUAACACAAAAAUUCAAAAUUAGCAAAUAUUUAUUAAUUUUUUGUUUCCGACCUUAUCUUUCUAGUCUAUAAUGAGAUGGUUUUCUAAAAGUUCUGGUUCACAACGCGCUUUAGUAGAGAAUAAGCUGAAAAUAAAGAAAAAACCAUUACUAUGGUCGCUAUUAUGCGCAACGAAGCGGUCAAGUUUAACUUUUAAGCGUCCCUUUCGAGAAAAUAUAGAUACUCAAAAGUCAAGGUGGGUUCAGCGACGUCGAAACUCAAGAAUAUCUAAUAACUUUGACACUAAUCUCUGUUCGUCUCUUGAGUCUCUAUCAAGUGAAUCGGGAAAUUAUAUAAAAACAUUUAAACGGGAUGAUCCAAUCGCUCCGACUUUAAAACAAUGUUCUAAUAAAUUACCUAUAGCUUAUUGUCCAAAUUGUCACACAAAUGUAGUUCCAGUAUAUCAAAAGGUUAUUUAUUCAAAUCAUGCGAUUAUGGAUAAUAAGGUUUCAGAAAGUGAAAUGGUUGAAAUAUCUAACGAAUAUACUGUCUACGAAUCUGUUUAUAAAAAUAGUUUACUUUCUAUUGAUACAAAUAUGGAUUGUGAGUUAACUGAGCGCAAAGAACUUCAACCAAUUGACAAGGUACAAUUACCUUUGUAUUUCUUGCCAAUAGAACCGUUAGCCUUCAGUACUAUCGAUCGUAAAGCUAUUGCCUUCGAUGACUGUAAAACAGUGUACGACGAAGUUGCUUCCGAAAAUGAGGAAGACUCAUCUUCCGGGCACUAUGAUUCAUUACACUUUGUAAUGAUAAAACAAAACACCCGACCUUAUCGUAAGCGUAGCGCUUAUCCUGAAUCAGAUUCAUAUCAACAAAUGAAACGAAUGAGACGAGAGGUGUUCGUCUGUGAAGAAUAAAUGUAAUCUUGUCAAAGUAAAACUACAUAUUUUAUAAUAAUUGGUGGCAGCAUUUAUGUUUAAAAACACCUUCGGCAUUUUCUAACUUUCCUCGUCAAAAAUCACUAAGUUUUUGUUAUUUCGGUGUUUGUUAUUAUCAUUUUUAUAUAAUUG